CCCUCCCCUGCCCCCACCCUCCCCCGCCGCCGGAUACCGCCUCCCUCGCACCCGCCCGGCCAGGGUUCUCUGAUCCCCCGGACCUAGGACCCGGGUUCUCCGGGGCUGCCCCAGCCGGAUCCCCGGUGGGCGCCGGGUCCUGGACCCCCCUCUAUGGCCGCCGCCCCCUCCCAUCCUGCCGGGCUCCCGGGCUUUCCCGGACCGGGGUCUCCUCCGCCCCCCGGCGGCUUGGACCCGCAGUCGUCGCCACCGCUGCUGUCCGCGGUCCCAGGCCCCGGCGUCUCCUUCCACAUCCAGAUCGGGCUGACCCGCGAGUUUGUGCUACUGCCCGCUGCCUCCGAGCUGGCCCACGUGAAGCAGCUGGCGUGCUCCAUCGUGGACCAGAAGUUCCCUGAGUGUGGCUUCUAUGGCCUUUACGACAAGAUCCUGCUCUUCAAGCAUGACCCCACGUCGGCCAACCUCCUGCAGCUGGUGCGCUCCGCCGGAGACAUCCAGGAGGGCGACCUGGUGGAGGUGGUGCUGUCAGCCUCGGCCACCUUCGAGGACUUCCAGAUCCGCCCCCACGCCCUGACCGUGCACUCGUACCGCGCGCCCGCCUUCUGCGACCACUGUGGGGAGAUGCUCUUCGGCCUGGUGCGCCAGGGCCUCAAGUGCGAUGGCUGCGGGCUGAACUACCACAAGCGCUGUGCCUUCAGCAUCCCCAACAAUUGCAGCGGGGCACGCAAGCGGCGCCUGUCGUCCACGUCUCUAGCCAGUGGCCAUUCGGUGCGACUGGGCAGCUCCGAGUCCCUGCCCUGCACGGCUGAGGAGCUGAGCCGGAGCACCACGGACCUCCUGCCACGCCGCCCCCCGUCCUCCUCUGCCUCAUUCUACACCGGCCGCCCCAUUGAGCUGGACAAGAUGCUGCUGUCCAAGGUCAAGGUGCCGCACACCUUCCUUGUCCACAGCUACACGCGGCCCACGGUCUGCCAGGCUUGCAAGAAACUCCUCAAGGGCCUCUUCCGCCAAGGCCUGCAGUGCAAAGACUGCAAGUUUAACUGCCACAAGCGCUGUGCCAGCCGCGUCCCCAACGAGUGCCUGGGCGAGGCGCUGCUCAACGGAGAUGUGCCCAUGGAGGAGGCCACCGACUUCGGCGAGGCGGACAAGAGCGUGCUCGCGGAGGAGCCCUACGACGCCAGCGUGGACUCGGGCGUUGUCCCCGGCUCUCACUCGGAGAGCGCGCUGCAGGCCGGCGAGGAGGACGAGGGCGAGGGAGGCAAGGCGCAGAGCUCCCUGGGCUACAUCCCCCUGAUGAGGGUGGUGCAGUCGGUGCGCCACACGACACGCAAGUCCAGCACCACGCUGCGCGAGGGCUGGGUGGUUCAUUACAGCAGCAAAGACACGCUGAGGAAGCGGCACUACUGGCGGCUGGACUGCAAGUGCAUCACACUCUUCCAGAAUGACACGACCAACAGAUACUACAAGGAAAUCCCACUGUCCGAAAUCCUCACGGUGGAGCCCGCCCAGAACUUCAGCCUCGUGCCACCGGGGACCAACCCACACUGCUUCGAGAUCAUCACGGCCAACGCCACCUACUUCGUGGGCGAGACGCCGGGCGGGGCCCCUGGGGCACCGCACGGGCAGGGGGCUGAGACGGCACGGGGCUGGGAGACGGCCAUCCGGCAGGCCCUAAUGCCCGUCAUCCUCCAGGACGCGGCCAGCACCCCCGGCCACGCGCCCCACAGACAAGCGUCUCUGAGCAUCUCGGUGUCCAACAGCCAGAUCCAGGAGAACGUGGACAUCGCCGCGGUCUACCAGAUCUUCCCCGACGAGGUGCUGGGCUCCGGGCAGUUCGGAGUGGUCUACGGGGGGAAGCACCGGAAGACCAGCCGGGACGUGGCCGUCAAGGUCAUUGACAAGCUGCGCUUCCCCACCAAGCAGGAGAGUCAGCUGCGGAACGAAGUGGCCAUCCUGCAGAGCCUGCGGCACCCCGGGAUCGUGAACUUGGAGUGCAUGUUUGAGACGCCAGAGAAGGUGUUCGUGGUGAUGGAGAAGCUGCACGGCGACAUGCUGGAGAUGAUCCUGUCCAGCGAGAAGGGCCGGCUGCCCGAGCGCCUCACCAAGUUCCUCAUCACCCAGAUCCUGGUGGCUCUGCGACAUCUUCACUUCAAGAACAUCGUCCACUGCGACUUGAAGCCAGAGAACGUGUUGCUGGCAUCGGCGGACCCGUUUCCGCAGGUGAAGCUGUGCGACUUCGGCUUCGCGCGCAUCAUCGGCGAGAAGUCCUUCCGGCGCUCCGUGGUGGGCACGCCGGCCUACCUGGCGCCCGAGGUGCUGCUCAACCAGGGCUACAACCGCUCGCUGGACAUGUGGUCGGUGGGCGUGAUCAUGUACGUGAGCCUCAGCGGCACGUUCCCCUUCAACGAGGACGAGGACAUCAACGACCAGAUCCAGAACGCAGCCUUCAUGUACCCGGCCAGCCCCUGGAGCUGCAUCUCGGCCGGAGCCAUCGACCUCAUCAACAACCUGCUGCAGGUGAAGAUGCGCAAGCGCUACAGCGUGGACAAAUCUCUCAGCCACUCCUGGUUACAGGAGUACCAGACGUGGCUGGACCUCCGCGAGCUGGAAGGGAAGAUGGGCGAGCGGUACAUCACGCACGAGAGCGACGACGCGCGCUGGGAGCAGUUCGUGGCGGAGCAGCCCCUGCCGGGCCCCGGGGAGCUGGGCAGCGCCUGUGUGCCGCAGGACCACGAGAUGCAAGGCCUGGCCGAGCGCGUCAGCGUCCUCUGAGGCCGUGUCCCCACCGGGAACUGCUCGCGGGGAAGCGGCCGCCUGCCUAAACUGGACGGGACACGUGCAGGGCGCGGGGGUGGGGCGAGCUGUCCCCAGAGGCCCCUCCUGGCCCCUCGAUAAUUAAAACGGACUCCUCU
This is a messenger RNA of Lepus europaeus (European hare), 2909 nucleotides long. It is a transcript of the gene PRKD2, whose product is annotated as protein kinase D2. The transcript has 19 exons. Gene Ontology annotation, biological process: protein phosphorylation. Gene Ontology annotation, molecular function: ATP binding; protein serine/threonine kinase activity. Lineage: Eukaryota; Metazoa; Chordata; Mammalia; Lagomorpha; Leporidae. The record is from RefSeq and is a predicted model, not a curated record. The coding region runs from base 154 to 2769 and encodes 871 amino acids.